This is a messenger RNA of Peromyscus californicus insignis, 4371 nucleotides long. RefSeq names its product creatine kinase, M-type (gene Ckm). Gene Ontology annotation, molecular function: creatine kinase activity. The coding region runs from base 3002 to 4147 and encodes 381 amino acids. Gene Ontology annotation, biological process: phosphocreatine biosynthetic process. The transcript is spliced from 7 exons. Lineage: Eukaryota; Metazoa; Chordata; Mammalia; Rodentia; Cricetidae. The record is from RefSeq and is a predicted model, not a curated record.
CACGGGGGUGGUGGGAGGGGGAGCCCAGGGGUCCGCUCACCCUGUAGUGUCUGCUUGUGAAUUCUGCAGCACAAGUUGUGGGGACAGACGUCCCCACUGAGGUCUCAGCAGCUGCCAAGUGUCCCCGCUUGCGAGGACCCGCUUGGGACCAGCGCUGAGCAGAAUUUAUCUGCGAAGGAGGCGGGUGUCUCCAUGACACCUGCCACCUCUGUCACCCUGUGGGUCUGUGUUUCGUCCCUGUGACCUUGGGCCUCAUUGUCUCUGACGCUCUCUCUUUGGUUGUUAAGUUUUAAGAAUCACGACGUUUAUUUUGUGUGUGGGGUGGGGGACCAGGUCACAAUGCCCAUGUGACAGAGGUCAGAGGGUCUCUCCUUCCACCCCAUGUGGGGAUCAAACUCAAAUUGUCAGUGUCUUGUGAUGAGCUGUCUUACAGUCCCCUGGCUCUCCUGAGUCCCUUUGUCUGGCUGUCUCUGGGCUCUGUGUGACUCCAUGACUCAGUUUACCUUGUGAUCUUAGGGAGUCUGUGAUGGGUCGUGUUGGGGGAUCCGAGGGUGCUCGACUUCUCUCUCUGGCCUCAGUGUCUCCUGGGGUGUCCAUGACACCCCGGGGGGGACACCUUCUGAAGGGGGCGGUCUGGGCUGGAAGCCUUGGGUGUCCUUGAUCCCCGGGGCCUGGCCGUGUGUCCUGGCCACCCCAGCCCACCUGUCUCUAUGCUGACUUAGUGCAAGGCGAGCCGGCGCGAGCGGAGGGGCAGGUGCGGUGGGGGAUGGGGAGCAUCUAAAAAUAGACACCAGGCUGCGGCUUCAAGGGCUUUGGGUCUCUGUCCUGCCCCACCCCCCUCGCUCAACUUGGUCGGCCUUUCCCCGUUGCCUUCCAGCCCUGAUCUGAGGCAUGGAUGUCCCCCAUUGUCAGACCUGCAGGGGUCUAGUAAUAAAAAGGGCAAUAAAAUAAUAACAACUGCAAUAAAAGUGAUAAGUCUGGAGAGAGGGCUCCGGCAGCAGCAUACAGUUUGUUUUGCGAGCAGCAGGACCUAGUUCAAACGCCAGAAUCCACAACUCUAAACAAAAAAACAAACAGAGCGGAGCCAGGCAGUGGCAGUGCACGCCUUUAAUCCCAGCACUGGGGAGGCAGAGGCAGGCGGAUCACUGGGUUCGAGGCCAGCCUGGUCUGCAGAGUGAGUUCCAGGAUAGCCAGGGUUACACAGAAAAGCCCUGUCUCGAAAAACCAAAAAAAAAGAAAAAAAAAAAAAGAAAAAAAAGCUAAAAAGCUGGCUGUGGCAGAGAAUAUCAGUAAUCCCAUUGCUGGUAAGAUGGGACAGAUGGAUCCCUGGGUCUCGAUGGUCAGCCAGCCUAGCUCCAGGCCCAUGAGAGACCCUGCCUCAAAACAAAUAAACAAACAAAACCAAAAAGACAAAGUUGACGGCACCUGAGGUCACCUUUUAGUCACCGUUGGAACGUGCACAGCCGUGCGCAGGCAUGACCCCACCUAGUCCCAGCUGUGGUUUCAUGCCAGAUGCCAGAUCCUACCAGCCGUCACUCCAACUCAGAGAUCUGCCAGUCCCAUGGGAAAGCCUCGGUCCCCAGGAUACAGAUGUCAGAGAGGUCCAGUCACUAGCCUGGGGCCACACAGCAGUGACUUAGGAAUGUGGAUUUGGAGCAGGGGACCUGUAGACACCCAGAGGCAGAGGGACUCAGAGAGGUGGGUGACCGUCCUGGACCUGUCCUAUGCCCUCACCUGGACUGAUUUGGAUUGGGAAUCUCAACGGAGCCUUUAUGCCUUCUCUCAGGGGUACACAUAUAAUCUCUACUCGGGACCUCACAGCUUGUUGGCAUUGGCUUUCAAUUUCUGUGACAAAACACCGCAGUCAAGGCAACUUAAAAAGGAAAGCAUUAAUUUAGGGCUCACAGUACCAAAGGGUUAGAGUCCAUGACCAUCACGGCAGAGAGCGUAGCGGCAGGCAGGCGCGGUGCUGGAGCAGUUGCCGAGAGUGUACAUCUUUAUCCACAACCAGGAGGCAAAGAGAGCCACCCCCACUGACACACCUCCCCCACAAGGCCACACCUCCCAAUCCUUCCCAAACAGUUCCACCAACUGGGUACCAAGCAUUCAAAUGCGAGCAUGUGGGAGCCGUUCUCAUUCAAACCGUCACAGACCCCAGAACAAUAACUGAAUAGGAUAAUGCGUGUCAUAUGCCAGGCACUGGCCCAGGUGCUUUACCUGUCCUCAAAUCCCUCCAAAGAGGUGAGCACUGUCACAGUCUCCACUUUACAGAUAAGGAAACAGAGACUCAAACAAGUUGCUCAAAGCCACACAGCUUGUUGUAAGACGGAGAGCUGAGAUGCAAACCCAGGCCAUCAGAUUCCAGAUCCUUUGCUCUUUUUAUCCAUUUUAUUUAUGUAUUUUUAUUUAUUGAAAGGCAGGGUCUCACUCUGUAGGCCAGGCUGGCCUUGAGUUCACUGCAACUCUCCUGCCUCAGUUUCAGGGUCUUGGAAUUACAGGCAUGGGCCAUCAUGACCAGCCAAGACCUCUAUUCAGUCUCUCUGGGUUAAGACAGUCCCAUGCAGCUGGGGCUGGCCUCCAACUCUCUAUGUAGCUGAGGAUGACCUUGAACUUCUGAUCCUCUAAGUGUUGGGAUUACAAGCAUGAGUCUCCAUAUCCGGUUUUGCUGGGAACCAAACCCAGGGUCCUGUGCAUGCUGGGCAUGCACUCUGCCAACUGAGCCCCAGCCCCCAGAUUCUAAAAUUUUUUUUUUUAUCACCAUACUUCUCUGGCUUGGGACAAAGGGUUUCAUCCUCUUUCCCAGCUAGAGAGACUGGGUCCCUAGCAAGGUCACACAGCCAGAAUGUGGCCACAUCAGGCCAACUUAGGCUGUGGUUCUCAGAGAGAGGACUCCUCCCACUUCAAGCCCAUGGUCUGACUGACCUCAAGCCCCCAGCAGCUGGGUUCUUGAGUCUGAGCUCACCAUCCCCUCCGCCUGCACAGGGUCCCACAAGCCGCCACCAUGCCGUUCGGUAACACUCACAACAAGUUCAAGCUGAACUACAAACCCGAGGAAGAGUACCCCGACCUCAGCAAGCACAACAACCACAUGGCCAAGGUGCUGACCCCCGACCUCUACAAGAAGCUUCGAGACAAGGAGACCCCUUCCGGCUUCACUCUGGACGAUGUCAUCCAGACCGGGGUGGACAACCCAGGUCACCCCUUCAUCAUGACGGUGGGCUGUGUGGCCGGUGAUGAGGAGUCCUACACGGUCUUCAAGGACCUGUUUGACCCCAUCAUCCAGGACCGCCAUGGCGGCUACAAACCCACGGACAAGCAUAAGACCGACCUCAACCACGAGAACCUCAAGGGCGGAGACGACCUGGACCCCAACUACGUGCUGAGCAGCCGCGUGCGCACUGGCCGCAGCAUCAAGGGCUACACGCUGCCCCCGCACUGCUCCCGCGGAGAGCGCCGCGCCGUGGAGAAGCUCUCCGUGGAAGCUCUUAACAGCCUGACAGGCGAAUUCAAAGGCAAGUACUACCCUCUGAAGAGCAUGACGGAGCAGGAACAGCAGCAGCUCAUCGAUGACCACUUCCUGUUUGACAAGCCUGUGUCCCCUCUGCUGUUGGCCUCAGGCAUGGCCCGAGACUGGCCCGACGCCCGUGGCAUCUGGCACAACGACAACAAAAGCUUCCUGGUGUGGGUGAACGAGGAGGACCACCUCCGCGUCAUCUCCAUGGAGAAGGGGGGCAACAUGAAGGAGGUCUUCCGCCGCUUCUGCGUGGGCCUGCAGAAGAUUGAGGAAAUCUUCAAGAAGGCUGGUCACCCCUUCAUGUGGAACGAGCACCUGGGCUACGUGCUCACCUGCCCCUCCAACCUGGGCACCGGGCUGCGCGGAGGCGUGCACGUGAAGCUGGCGAACCUCAGCAAGCAUGCCAAAUUCGAAGAGAUUCUCACCCGCCUGCGUCUGCAAAAGCGCGGCACAGGUGGCGUGGACACGGCUGCCGUGGGCGCCGUGUUUGACAUCUCCAACGCCGACCGGCUGGGCUCGUCCGAGGUGGAACAGGUGCAGCUGGUGGUGGAUGGCGUGAAGCUUAUGGUGGAGAUGGAGAAGAAGCUGGAAAAGGGCCAGGCCAUCGACGACAUGAUCCCUGCCCAGAAGUAGGCGCCGCGCCAGGCUCACCGGCCAGGGGUGGGCAUCUGGAGCCCCGCCCCCCGGAAGUCCAAUCAGUGGGCUUUGUCCUCUGGCUUCUGGCCAAUGAGAACCCGCCUCUCCGGAGCCCCGCCCACCAGCUGGAGCUCCCCCCCCCCUGCGCGCUCCCGAGCGCAUCUGGAGCGCACGCUGCUUCUCCAUGCCCAGCCUCAAAUAAAAAGUCCGUGGUGGCCUUA